AAAUGUUGAGUUUUUAAUUCAUCCGUGCGUAUUUUUGUUUAGUGAAACAGAAAGGUGUGGCUCAUGGCACGAGGGGAGUUGUUGAGGCUCUUCUCUUGAAGGCAAACUAGUCCUCUGCAAUACUCAUCCUCUUCUGUCUUCCCCACGUUCCAUCACACUCCUAAUUACAGAAGAAGGCGACAUCUGAUUAACUACUCAUUCAAUCACUCAUCAUCUACUUUUAAACUCUUCCCUCACAUCUCCAUCCCCACCGCCUUUCACUUUCUUGAUUCGUUUCAUCAAAUCUAUCUUUUUUCCAACAACUCCUAUAAGUAAAAGGAGAUAAAUUCACUUUCAAGUCAAUUGAAUUUUGAAAUGGGCUGGAGUACUCAGAAUCAAAUACUUCGCUGUCUAACAUAUUCGCUUCUCAUUCUUACUAUUUCAAGCUUAUCCCACUUCACAUUCCAGGCUGAAGGAAGAAAAUUGCUUGAUACUCACCGUCAUCACGGGGAUAAUCAGAUAGAGAGUGAAAAGAGAGGAAUUUUGAGAUCACAAAUUGGGUCUAGGCCACCUAGAUGUGAAAAAAGAUGUGGUACUUGCGGUCACUGUGAAGCCAUUCAGGUUCCAACAAAUCCACAAAUUACAAAUGGAAAUAAGAAUCACACAAUCAACAGCAACAACAACAACAUUGCCUAUGCAAGGGACAGCGACAACUCAAACUACAAGCCAAUGAGCUGGAAAUGCAAAUGUGGAAAUCUUAUCUUCAAUCCUUAAGCAACAACUCAAACUAAGUACAGUCACCUUGUACAUGAAUCAUUGCUACUUUCUUGUUUAGUUCUGUAAGUUGAGUUUUAACCCCAAAUAAUCCCUUAAAUUUGGGCCUAAGUCUAUUUUUGUCCCUAUUUUAUUAGUACCUUAAAUGCGUAAGAACUAUCAAGUUUACAGAACUUACGUAAGUGUAUUAUGUUUUUCCGUGUCCAAGUAAAAUAACAAUCAUGAUCAAGGACUUCUUGCCCACCUUAUU
Molecule: messenger RNA, 1003 nt
Organism: Solanum stenotomum
Lineage: Eukaryota; Viridiplantae; Streptophyta; Magnoliopsida; Solanales; Solanaceae
Product: EPIDERMAL PATTERNING FACTOR-like protein 2
Exons: 3
Coding region: 355-753 (132 amino acids)
Biological process (GO): guard cell differentiation; stomatal complex development
Source: RefSeq, a predicted model, not a curated record